This is a messenger RNA of Seminavis robusta, 9405 nucleotides long. The record is from the annotation of a GenBank genome assembly. NCBI's taxonomy places the organism in Eukaryota, Bacillariophyta, Bacillariophyceae, Naviculales, Naviculaceae.
GUAGCUUGUGAAUGCCCACAUCCGGAAACUGUGAAUGCGGAUGCGCACACCGAUAGUUUCCAGAGGCAUUCGAUCAUCCCGCAUUGAAUAAUAACAACAAGUAGUUUCUAUCAGACCAAGAAGAUGAGGACAGCACAGCAGCCAAAUGGCUGCUGUGGUAAGUUUCCCGACUAUGAACCCAUUGCAAUUGUUGGUAUGGGUUGUCGUCUCCCUGGUGCCGAAAGCCUAUUGGAGUACUGGCGCAUGCUUCGUCGCGGAAAGGCGCAGAUGCAACCCAUGCCCAAAGGAACGGAGAACGAACGUUGGAAUGCCGACCACUUCUACGAUCCCAGUGCCACGAAACGCGGGAAAAUCACUCACGAAACCAUUUGUCUCUUGGAUCAAGUUGACAAAUUCGAUGCCGACUUCUUUCGUCUAAACCCAAAAGAAGUGGCUGAGAUGGAUCCCCAACAUCGUCUGCUCCUUGAGGCAACGUACGAAUCUUUGGAGGAUGCCGGUUGGUCUCUACAGGACCUUGCUGCUCCGGAUAACAACGUUGGAGUCUUUGUUGGAGCAUAUGCUCCCGACUGGACGGUAAUGGCCGCCUCGGAAAUGAAUGGCGUAAACAACUACACUAUUACCAGUCGUAGGUUGUUCAUGAUCAGCAAUCGGCUAAGCCACUGGUUUGGAUUGGAAGGCCCUUCCAUGACGGUGGAUACAGCGUGCAGCUCGUCGCUGACAGCCGUCCACCUCGCCGCCACAGCUCUUCAAAAGGGUGAGUGCCGAGUAGCCAUGGCCUGCGGUGCCAAUAUCCUCUUACAUCCCUACAUUAGCAUGGAACUCAGUCGUCAAGGUGUCUUCAGCAAGGAUGGAGCUCUCCGGGCUUUUGACAAAGAUGCCAGUGGAUACAUCCGUGGCGAGGGUGUGGGCACAUUGCUGUUGAAGCCCGCGGCUCAAGCUCGGGCUGAUGGCGAUCGUAUCUAUGCGCUCAUUGCUGGAUCGGUGGCGUCUGCCGGCGGAAAAACGCAGAUUAUCACGCAGCCCAAUCCGGACGCUGAAGCCGCAAUGAUGACAAGGGCAUUGCAACUUGCCAAGCUCAAACGAGACGAUAUUCGGUUCGUCGAAGCCCAUGGGACAGGUACUCCAGUUGGUGACGCUAUCGAAUUGAAGGCAAUUCUGGAAGCCUACGGAUUGGAUCAGCGUAGCUCAAACGUUCCCCGGCUCAAGAUCGGAAGCGUAAAGUCUCUCAUUGGGCACUUAGAGCCUGGUUCUGGCAUCGCCUCCAUAAUCAAGAUGGCUCUUUCACUGUACUAUGGAGAGUUUACACCAAACGCCAAUUUCAAAGAGCCAAAUGAUACCAUUGCUGGCAAGGACAUUGACGUGCAAGUGAGCGUGGAGUCCAUUGAGGACCACGGAAGUCACACAGCAGUGGGAAUCAACUCUUUUGGUAUUGGUGGAAGCCUUGGACAUGUCAUUCUUCAAACCGGUGACACCCAUGCAGAUAUCAUCAAGGAUUCCGGAACGAAGAGUGGUGCAGGGUGGACUUUAACUUUGCAACCACCCACUGAGGGGAAGCAAUUGUUCUUUCCGUUUUCCGCGGCAUCAAGGGUGGCUUUGAAAGGUCUUCUCUUGACAUGGCUGCGUCUCCUGGAGACACAGGAAGACCCAGGGCGAACUGAUCUGCUGCAAGGGACGAAUCUUGAAACUGAAUUCUUGACGUUCGACUCAUCCCUUGUGGCGUAUGCCCUGUCAAAGCGCAGUCAUCUGGCUGUACGAGUGUUGGUUGUCGCGAGCUCCUCAUUCGAGUUCCAAGCUGGUCUGAAGAAGGCCAUUGCAUCCGUGGAGAGCAUUCCGAAGAACUCGUUGGAGCUCCGAGCUUCCAAAAGCAAUGCACUAUUUGUGUUUCCGGGACAAGGACCACAGACCAUUUCAAUGGGAAAGGACUUGUACAGCAAGUUUCCUGGAUUCUCUAAGGCAGUCCAUCAAGUUGACAAAGAAUUUGAAGCUCAGUCAGGAGUGUCCAUCAUCCGGAAAAUGCAGCUCUUUCAACGUGACGAAAUUGACCCCAAGAACCCGAGAAUGAUGGAGGACCCUGCUUUCUGCCAGUCUGCCCUCCUUAUGUUUCAGAUUGGACUUUUCGAGGUACUCAAGGCAUUCGGAGUCUCACCAGCCAUCUGCAUUGGACACAGCGGGGGAGAAGUAGCUGCUGCCUGGGCUGCCGGAGCCAUCGAUCUUCAGGAAGCCGUUACAAUUGCAUUGGCUCGUUCUGUUGCCUUUGGCAGCCUGAACGACACAGGUGGCAUGCUGGUUGUCAACGCGGACAGAGCAACCAUUGAGCGACUCAUGAAUACGUGCAGCAAGAGUCCAAACUGGUUCUGCGAAGUCGCUGCCUUCAACAGUCAAACCUCCUGUGUGCUUGCUGGCAAUAAGGCGUCCCUUUGCAAAAUGGAAGAAACCUCAAAAGCGGAAGGGCUGUUUGCAAAGAUGAUGAGAACCACAACACCUUAUCACAGCUCAGCGAUUGCGCCCAACAGGCAGAAGAUGAUUCAAAUUCUUUCAGGAAAUCUUAGACGAGGAACCCCGCGAGUCCCCUUUGUCUCGUCUUCGCUUGGGCGCGAGCUAAAUGCUCCAAAGGAGACCGUCGACGAAGAGUACUGGUGGAGAAACGUCCGUGAGCCCGUUCUUUUUCACAAAGCCAUGCGUGACAUCUUCCAGAAGUCUGCGGCCGGUAAUCUGCCAAAAGUGGAUUACAUUUUUGAGCUUUCUAACCAUCCAGUCCUUGGGGCGACCAUUCUUGACGUAUUUCGCGAAACCGAUUUGUCAGGAAGCAAAGCACCUUCAAUUAUCAACCCAGUUUACAGGAACAAACCUGAAAAGGAAAGCAUUGAGAAUGCCUUGAUACGAUCAUACCAGCUUGGUGACAGCGUAGACCCUAUUUCGCUGGUAAAGGAUGUUGCGGUGCCAAGGAGUCCUGUUUCCUUUUUGCUACCUCGGUACAACUGGAAUCAUGAUACCUCCUUCUGGUCAGAGCCAAAGAGCAGCAAGGAAACCAGGCUUCAUGGCAAAGCUUCUUCAGGCGCAACGUCAUCGAGUAUUGAACGCGUGGGAUCUCCCUACGAGAUUUCCCUCGACACUGAUACGUUUCUUCAAGACCACGUUGUGAAUGGAGAAAUUGUUUUCCCCGGGGCUGGUUACAUGAUGACAGCCCUACGCUUCGUUGAUAUAUCGGAAGAGAGCAACAGUGGGGCGGCGAUUGUCCUCCUUGACGUCUCCUUUGAGAACCCUUUGAUUCUCUCCCAGGAGACACCGACUCCUGUGUUGCUGAAAUGGCCCAAAACUGGCGGAAACACGUCGAGAUACUCUUUCUCUCAUCCGACAUUGAACAAUGUGUACUCGGCAGGAACAGUUGGCACCAUCACAUCUGCAUUUGCUAAGCAAGCUUUCUACGAGCUGAAACCUCCGACGCUUGACAAGUCAUCAGCAACUGUUAUUGCGAAGGAAGUCUUGUACGCCAACCUCAAAAGGCGCGGCCUCGAGUACGGAGAUGCCUUUCGGAAGAUUCGGUUUGCUCAAGUCGAGUCGGGAAUAUGCGUGGGUCUUGUGGAGGGAAGGCCGCCACAAUCCCGGUAUUUCGACAUUGCUAUUCUUGACUGUUGCUUCCAGCUUUGUGUUUUGCUUGUACAAGACAAUGACAGUGCCUACAUUCCUCUUGGAGUCAAGCGCUAUGUGCACUUGUUCGAACCGGCAGCGGGUCGAGACCUGCUUGUGGAAUCAGUUGUUCUUGAUAAGCAAGGAGCCAAAGUGAGAUUUGACAUUCGAAUCUGGGAAUCCAGCGCCGAUGCCAACCGGCCUCCCCGUCUCUGCGCAGUCUGCGAGGAACUCACGGUAUCAAGGUUAGGUUCUGUGGCUUCUGGCAACCAAACAGCAUACGAAACGAUCUACCAAAGGCUGGCAGUUUCGGACGACGAAUGGACGUUUGUCGCUGGGGCUGUGAUGUCUCUUCCCCCCACAGCACCCCGGAAUACUGGCCUUGACCGUUGUGCCUCAGAAAUUCUCCAAGAAUGGAAGGCCGGUUGCCUUGUCGAUGCCGAUGGUGCUCCCACUCCUCGGCAGAACUUUGAAAUUUCACUUCAAGAAACCAGAGAAGAAUCCCGAGUCAGUACCAUCUCAGCGACUGGCAAAAAGCUGUCUGAUUUCCACAGCCAUGCCACUGCUUCAUUAAACAGUUUUCACUCGUCGCCAUUGUCCACCUAUGACCAAGGCUUAUUUUCAUCCAUGACGGAGAUAUUCGAAAUGCUCAUCGAGACACGCCACGUCGUGAAAAUUGCGGUCAUUGUGCCAAGAUCCGAUGCAUUCUUUGUGGAAGCAUUCUCGAAAUCAAUUUCGGCUUUGUCAUUUGACAGAGAUAGCCGAAGUUUUGAGUUUGUCUUCUACUUUGUUGAUGGAGAAGUUCCUGGCCUCCCAAAAGAAGUCGUGCGAGGCCUUUCUGCAGGAGGGAUCUCCAGCCGAUCAGAAGUAGUCGCACCUGACCUUGAAAGCUUCCAGUUCCCAGAACAUGACGUCAGCGACUGCCAAGCACUUGUUUCUGUCAACAUUCAUCGGACUUUGGUACUUCGACAGACUCUUAGCCGCUUUUCAGAGCUCCUAAGCCCAAAGGGUUUUCUUCUCAGUGCCGAAACAGUGAGUGUAUACCAGCCAGGACUUUUGACUGUCGCCGCUCACGAAUCGUGGUGGUCCCAUGAUGAUGAAAGGCCAGGCACGUACCCUUGGCUUUCAGUCGACCAAUGGAAGGGAGCUUUGAGGCAGUCACCAUUCGACACGGGCAGCUUCAUUGCAUCCAAGGUUCUCGAAAAUGAGUUCGUUUCCAUGUGCUUGAUCACCAGUCGAAUCGCACGAGUCAAGCCCCCCAAAGACCAGAAAAGCCUCAUGGUCAUGCUUGGUUCGUACGGCCGAGAUUCUUUCAGGAACAUUUCUGCCAAGUGCGAGCAAAAGGGAAGACAGGUUAUCAAGUUGGAGUCACCGUCGGUGGAAGACUUCCAGUGCAGCCUAGCACAGGCACAGUCUGGGCUUGGGUCUUAUGCAAACAUAAAUCUAUUUGUCGUUCCCGAACUAUUGACGCAUGGCUCCCCAGAUGUUGUGUGGCGUCUGAUGGCGUUCUUGCAAGCCUUCGCAACUGAGAUGCGCCGCACAAGGGGUACAUCCAAGCCGAAGACCAUUGUCUUACUUGGCAAUGGCCCUUCUUGUCAUGCUGUUGUCGGGCUCUGUCGCGCGGUGAAUCAUGAGCUAGACAUCAAUCUCCGCUUACUCUGGUUCCAAGACGAGGUGAGGAGCCCUCUGAAUACUUCAGGGAUAGCCACCACCUUGCUUUCUUCGUUCUCUUUCUCGCAGCCGGAAGUCUGCGUGAAAGGUGGGCGAUGCUACGUGCCCAAGAUUGUCCCUUUCGUACAAAUGAAACCAGGCAUGAGUACACCAACUCCAGCGGAGAGUGACAACGAAUGGUGCCUUGAGACGCCAUCCCUUCUUGGCAAUGUCAUUACAUUGAAAGAUGCGUUCUUCGGUCAGCAUGUGCAACGGUCAAGAAAGCCUGCAAAAGAUUCUGUUCGUAUUAGAGUCAAGGCUGUAGGCCUGAAUUUCAAGCACGUCAUGAUCCUGCUUGGCAUGCUCCAGGGAUACGACCUUGAGAAUUCUGGAGGUGAAUGUGCUGGAAUUAUUGAAGAUAUCGGGGACGAAAAACUGGCUGCUGAACAUGGUCUGAAAGUUGGCGACGAAGUCGUUGCCCUGCUGCGCUCAUCUGGAAUCAGUUCAACGGUUGACACGUUCGCAAGCUGGACAUUCCGUCUGCCGAAUGGCAUGUCCUUCGAAGAAGCUGCAACUAUUCCCUUGUGCUUUGCAACGGCUUACUAUGGCCUGGUCAAGAAGGCUCAAAUAGAGAAAGGCGAAACAGUUCUCGUGCAUUCUGCAGCAGGAGGUGUGGGAAUUGCGGCCAUUCAAAUUACUCAAAUGAUGGGCGGCCAUGUGAUAGCAAGUGUGUCGUCAGAAGCGAAGCGAAACUCCUUGAGGAAGAACUUUGGCGUCGUAGAUUUUGUACAGUCUCGCUCGCUAGACUUUGAGCAACAAGUCUUGGAGAUCACGGAUGGCAAAGGAGUUGACAUUGUGCUGAACUCACUGGCAGGAGAAGCACUACAGGCUGGAGUUCGAUGCCUUGCCCCUUGCGGAAGAUUCAUCGAAAUCGGAAAAAUUGACAUUCUCAACCACUCACAGCUCCCUCUCACGGGUUUUGAACAUAACCUUUCAUUCUUGUCUUGUCAUCUCGAUUUCUUGAUGAAAAAUGAUGUCAAGAUUGCCAAGUUGCUGCGGGAACUUUUCCAAUGCUUUUAUGACGGCCAACUCAAGCCCCUCAUUCAUAGUACGAGUCCUGUUUCAGCUGCUCUUUCUGAAGCACAAAGGAUGAGCCAAGGCAAGCACAUUGGAAAGAUUGUACUGACAAUGGCUAGUGAGACCAACACGGCUGACCCAAUUCUGAGCAACGACGUUCCGUGCAAGCCAUCUCGAGUACAUAGAUUCCGUCCUGAUGCGUCCUACAUGAUUACUGGCGGCCUGGGAUCUGUUGGUUUGGCUUUAGCCGAAGCCAUGGCUCAAUCAGGGGCUGGAAAGAUUGUCUUAGUAAGCAGGAGGCCUCCAAGGACGUACUGGCAGAAGAAGUUGAUUGAUCGCGUUCAGGCCCUUGGUAGUAGUGUGACGGUACAAUGUCUGGACGUUGGCAAUGCAGAAGCCGUCCAAGAACUGGUAUCAAGUUGCUCCACCAGAGAAUAUACGCUCAAAGGCGUAAUUUGUUUGGCAGGCGUCACCGAUGACGGCACGUUCGAGAGUAUGACGGCCGGGAAAGUGGAUAAAGUAAUGAAACCCAAGAUGGGCGCGGAGAACUUUCACCUGGCAACCAAGGAUCAUGGGAUGAACCUAGACUUCUUUUUGAUGACCAGCUCCAUUGUUGCGGCAAUUGGAAACAUUGGCCAGGCCAACUAUGCAGCUGCAAACCACUACCUCACAGGACUAAUGAGAAUCCGCCACUCACAGGGUCUCCCAGCGGCUGUCAUCGAGCUUGGUGCUGUAGUUGGCGAGUUUGGAUCAGGUAUGAUCCAAGAUGCAAGUUUGAUCCAGGUACUAAAGUCUCGGGGGAUCCAUACCAUUUCUUUGAAGCAAGCUGUUGAUGGUCAUCUCGAGCUAAUGACCCAAUCAAGCAGAAACCGCCAUGUUAUCCACGCCAACGUAAGCUGGAACCUGGAAAACUACCCUCCUAGCAUUUCGAAACGGUUUUCUCAUCUGGCAGCCAAUGGUAUCUACCAACCAACUGAUCAAAGCUCCCAAGAUGCACCAGGGCAAACCAUCGAAGAAGCGCGCGAGAAGAUCAUCAACGAGCUUUCGGAUAUUCUGCAAGUCAACCCAGCUGAUGUUGAACCUGAAAUGGCACUUUCCAAUUAUGGUCUCGAUAGCCUUGGUUCUGUUCAGCUGAUCAACUUUCUCAAGGGUGAAUUGGGUAUCACAGCCACUCAGUUUGACAUUCUUGGCGCUGCAACCGUCAAUUCCCUGCUAGGGAAAAUGCAGUCCAAACCGCCGUCUCCGCCAGCAACAAAUAGCAUCUCCGAAAGGGAUACACCGCCCGCCGCUGAUACCAUCGCUGUUACAGAGACAUCUCAGCCGGAACGCAACAUCGCUGAAACCACCAGACCCGGUAUGACACCAACGAAAACGGCUCAAAAGCUCAAAAGGAAUCAGUCGUGGGACGAGAGUGCAGCCGCCACUGAGUCGUCGUCUAGUUCUAGUAGUGAACAUGGAAAUGGCAGCACCGUUGAUUUUUCUGGCGCUUCCGGGCUAGGGCUUGAUCAAGAUCCAGCUGCUGAAGCCGGCGGCCCUGUUGUACUUUUGACAGGUGCCACUGGGUUCAUAGGUGGCCGACUUCUCGGAGAGUUGCUGUCGUUGAGCGACAAUAAUGUUCGGGUGGCAUGUUUGGUGCGCUCCAAGUUAGACCACAGCAGCAUGUCCAUGAAGAAACAAGAUGCCAAGCAGAGACUCCAAGCGUCGCUCGAGAAGCACGGCUUCAGCCUCGUGGAAGAAAGGGUCAUCGUGUUCAUCGCGAAAGACAACUUCCUGAGUAUGGAAGAGGAAGAUAUUCAAUUUUGCGAGGACCAUGUCACGUCCAUCAUUCAUCUUGCCGCUUGGAUCAAUUGGGGCAUGAACUUGUCCGAACACCAAGAGACCAACGGCCAGCAAGUCCGGAAUAUAUUUAAUGUGACCAAACGAGUGGGAGCUCGCCGAAAGAUUGGCUUUCAUUUCAUGUCGUCCACUGCCGUCACGUCUGCUGCGUUGUCCAUUCCAGAAACCUUUCAUUUACCAGUGCACCGUGCGGUUUCCGGGUACGGGCAAUUCAAAUGGCACAUGGAACAAUGGUUGGUGCAAGAGGCCAAGAGUUAUCCGAAUCGAAUCUUUUGUUUCUGUUACCGGACUCCAUUUGUGAUUGGCCGGCAUGUUCAGCCUACUACGGUCCCCUCUGCCCUGAUCCAAGGUGGUACCGCAUUGAAAUGCAUGCCCGACUUUCAAUCAUGCCUUCCAUUGUAUCCCCUGGAUGCCCUGUGCCAAGCCACAGCCUUGUGCGCGUUGAGUUCCCCCGAAGUAACUGCCCAACUCUUGAAUCCCAAUAACCCAGGUAACGUCAAAGUCCUUCAUUUGACUCUGCCUCGACCAAUGAGUCCCCGAGAACAAAUGAAGCUGUUUGGCAGUGCCGGAGCAGAUGGCACGGAUCGCAUCCUGCCAGUCGACGUUUAUUGUAAAGAAUUGAAUCACUCCCUAUGGACCUGCAAUCCAACCAAUUCCCGCUCUCUCAAAUCGAUCCGAUCCGUGCUCCAGUUGGUGCUCAAGCCUCUGUCAUUCUCCGAAGAGGAAGGUGCCGGCAGUUUUGACACGCAGUACACCACGUCUGCCUUGACAAAGCUGGCCAAACAGAACUUUCCCAACGCGACAAUUCAAGAUUUUGGAGAUGUGACGCUGUCCCAAGACUUGUUGGCCGAGUACAUUCAGUCGGCCAAGAUGCAUUGGAAAAAGAGCGCCGCUGCUUAAAAGGAUUUCGUGGUUCAACAGAAGCCGAGAGCAGAGCAAAAGCAGCUGCAUCAUGAGGCCAUGUUUUUAUCCUCCUAGAGAAAUACGUUCUCGCCUUUCUCGGUCCCCAAACAAGCAAUGGAGGAGAGUUAGUUUCCUUGUUUCGGUCCCACAUUUUGGUGCAUUCCUUGAGCUUGUGGUCGGACCGGGUGUCUUUGCGUGUGGUUGGCCCGAUGUCUCAUUGAUCCUGCUGGAAGUAUGGUAUCGUAUAUAACUGUAUGUCAUUUAUUGGUCCGCGAAGCCAAUUUCUUCUUGUAGAGCAUGUUACGGUACCGU